UAUUUUGUCGUUGUGCAGCGCGGGAGUUGGUGUUUUGUGUGUUGAUGUUGGACCUGUGCUAUAAUUCAAAUAUUAGUCUUAAGUUAGCACCAGGUGAAGCAAGACUUUGAAGACAACAUGCAGCGGAGCAUUGCAUCUUUCUUUCAGCCCAAGAGCAAAGACAAGGAUGUUCCGAAGAAAACUACAGAUGAACCGGUGAAAAAACCUGCCAAAAGCCCUCUGAAGGUGCAGAACGGCGUCCAGGAAGCUGAUUCACCCAUCAAGAAGGUUGCCAAACGCAGCCGUCAGAUCCUGGACAGCGACGACGACGAGGCGCCGGUCAUUAAAGAACAAGUCGCUACCAAGGGACAGGGAGACAAAACAGAAAAGAAGGACGAUGUGUUUAAGGCAGUUCCUACCCCCCUGUCUCCUCCACCUGCCCCCGCAACCCCCGCCACUCCAGCCACCCCGGCCUCUUCGGCUUCACCUGGGACCCCUGACACCCCAAACUCCAUCUCCCCCUCUGGGAUCGUAAAACGCAAAACAGCGAGGAAGAUGUUCCCAAAGAGGAAGCUUGAUGAGAGCAGGGCUGGCAGCGAGAGUCCGAGAGAGGAGGCCGAGGCCAAGGAGGAGCAGGGUCAGCGAAACAAACGACCCCGUGUGGAGAGCAGUGCUGGCAGCGCAGGGAACCCCGGUGAACCCAUGGAGGAGGGAGCAAAGGAAGAAAGAGUUGAAAAGCCGGUGACCGAAGAUAACGGCCCAGAUGAGGAGGUGGAGAACAAGAAGAAAGAGGAAGGAGAGAAGGUCGGGGAGGAGGAGGAGGAGCAGGUGGAGAGCUGCAGCUCUGAUGAGAAAGGAAAAAAAGCUGAGGAGGCGGUAAAGGAAAACGAAGCAAACGAGAAGACAGAUGAUGAGAAAGGGCCUUCCGUUGCCAAGAAGGAGGUGGUUGAGAAGGACGUGCAGGAGGGAGAGGAGAGUCCGAAAAGUCAAAUGGCAAAAGAGCAGAAAGAGGAAAAAGAGCAGAAAGAUAAGGAGCCGCCGAAGAAAGCGCCCAUCAGCAGUUUCUUCGCUCCCAGAAAAGCCGCAGUGAAGACGGAGAAACCAGACGUGAAUGAAGGAGCGAAAGCGGCGAGUGCAGAGAGGAAGGCUUCAGCAGAGGAGAGCAAAGACACGAAAGGUGAGUCAACCUCGGGACCAACGGACUACAAUCCAUCCAGGGCCAACUACCAUCCCGUGGACCACGCCUGCUGGAAGCAGGGCCAGAAAGUGCCGUACUUGGCGGUGGCUCGCACGUUUGAGAAAAUUGAAGAGGACUCUGGCAGGCUGAGAAACAUCGAGACGCUGUCGAACUUGUUUCGCUCCGUGCUGCUGCUCUCUCCAGAUGACCUGCUGUGCUGUGUGUACCUGUGUUUGAACCAGCUGGGUCCUGCUCACCUGGGGAUGGAACUUGGCGUUGGAGAGACGGUGCUGAUGAGAGCUGUUGCUCAAGCAACUGGGCGACAAUUGGACAAAAUCAAGGCAGAGGCGCAGGAGAAAGGCGAUUUGGGCCUCGUGGCCGAGAGUUCCCGUAGCAACCAGCGCAUGAUGUUCCAACCGGCCAGUCUGACAGCAGGGGGCGUGUUCAGGAAAUUGAAGGAAAUUGCCAGCAUGAGUGGGAACUCGGCCAUGAAUAAGAAAAUCGACAUCAUCAAAGGCCUCUUUGUGGCAUGCCGCUUUUCCGAGGCCCGCUACAUAGUCAGGUCCCUGGCUGGGAAGCUGAGGAUAGGCCUGGCUGAGCAGAGUGUCCUAUCAGCACUAAGCCAGGCUGUGUGCCUGACGCCCCCCGGACAAGGUUUCCCUCCCGCUGUGAUCGACGCAGGGAAGGGGAUGAGCGCUGAGAGCAGGCGGGCCUGGAUCGAAGAGAAGAGUCUCAUUCUCAAACAGACUUACUGCGAGAUGCCCAAUUACGACGUCCUUAUCCCGGUCCUGCUAAAAGAGGGCAUAGACGAGCUACCCAAUCACUGCAAGCUCACUCCAGGCAUACCGCUGAGGCCCAUGCUGGCUCACCCCACCAAGGGUGUCGGCGAGGUGAUGAAGAAGUUUGACGAGGCGGCGUUCACCUGCGAGUACAAAUAUGAUGGAGAGCGUGCACAGAUUCACAUUCUGGAGAGCGGUGAGGUUCGAAUAUUCAGCCGCAACCAGGAAGACAACACCAGCAAAUACCCCGAUAUCAUCUCUCGCAUUCCCAAGGUGAAGAAGGACUCCGUGGUGUCCUGCGUUCUGGACUCGGAGGCGGUGGCCUGGGACCGUGAGAAGAAACAGAUCCAGCCCUUCCAGGUCCUCACCACCCGCAAGAGAAAGGACGUGGAUGCCUCGGAGAUCAAAGUCCAAGUGUGUGUGUACGCCUUUGACCUCCUCUAUCUCAACGGCGAGUCCCUGGUGCGACAGCCGUUGUGUCGGCGUCGGGCUCUGCUGAAAGAAAGCUUCUCAGAGGUGGAGGGAGAGUUUGUGUUCGCCCGAUCCAUCGACUCUGACAACACCGACACCAUCGCUGAGUUCCUGGAGCAGUCUGUCCGAGACUCCUGCGAGGGCCUAAUGGUGAAGACUCUGGAGAAAGAUGCCACCUAUGAAAUUGCCAAGCGCUCUCACAACUGGCUCAAGCUUAAAAAGGACUACCUGGAGGGGGUGGGCGACACAGUGGACCUCUGUGUGAUUGGCGCCUACCUGGGAAAAGGCAAGAGGACGGGCACCUACGGGGGCUUCCUGCUGGCCUGCUACGACGAGGAUAACGAGGAGUUCCAGUCCGUCUGCAAGAUCGGGACAGGCUUCAAGGAUGAAGAUCUGGAGCAGCAUUACAAGUUCUUAAAGGAGCACAUUCUGCCCAAGCCCCGCGCCUACUACCGCGUCGACCAAUCAGCAGAGCCCGACGUGUGGCUGGACGCCGUGCAGGUUUGGGAGGUGAAGUGCGCCGACCUGUCGCUGUCGCCCGUCUACAAGGCCGCCAUGGGAAUGGUGGAUCCAGAAAAGGGCAUUUCUCUGAGGUUCCCCCGCUUCCUUCGGAUCAGAGACGACAAGAAGCCCGAGGACGCCACCACCGGAGCUCAGAUCGCCGAUUUGUACAAGAAGCAGCAGCAGAUUCAGAAUCAGGGGGAGCGAGCUGACCCGGAGGACUACUACUAAUCGCCUGUGGAGGGAAGAGCAGAGAAUGAUAAAUAAUGGCAAUUUCAGAAAUAAUUGUAAAUAGCAUCUUUCUUUUUGUAAUGUUGAAUGAAAAUAAAGGCUCUUGCCAGUUU
Chelmon rostratus (copperband butterflyfish) is the source of this 3251-nucleotide messenger RNA. RefSeq names its product ligase I, DNA, ATP-dependent (gene lig1). The transcript is spliced from 27 exons. Gene Ontology annotation, biological process: DNA recombination; DNA repair; lagging strand elongation. NCBI's taxonomy places the organism in Eukaryota, Metazoa, Chordata, Actinopteri, Chaetodontiformes, Chaetodontidae. Gene Ontology annotation, molecular function: ATP binding; DNA ligase (ATP) activity; DNA binding. Bases 118 to 3138 code for a protein of 1006 amino acids. The record is from RefSeq and is a predicted model, not a curated record. Gene Ontology annotation, cellular component: nucleus; mitochondrion.